GCCGGGGUCUGUCCAGAGUCCGCUCCGCCCCGCGGGGCCUGCCCGCAGGCCAGGGAGCGAGCUUGGGCGGGGCGGGGGCCGCGGCGCUCCCAGGCACGUGGGACCCUGCGCAGCGCCGGCACCCGGGAACUGAGGCCACAGCCCCUGGGGCGGACGAAUUCAGCGUGAAGGCGAGGGAUAGGCCGCCUGGUGGGAGAUCCGACCCACGAAGAGGUUGGCGCGCGCGGCCCAGGGAAGCUGCCGAUGAGGAGAUAAGAGGUUUGGAGGGUAUCUUCCCCAAGGUCACAAAGUCCCGGUGGAAUCUGGGACUCCUGCCUACCUUCCCCAUCCAAGACAGAAGCCCCAUCAGGGCAAGGAAAGUCCUGUGCCUUCCAAGUUGAAGGGAGUUUGAAUCCUCUCCUAGGAACCUGUUUUCUGUGGCUUUCUUGUGGCCUGGUUGCCCAGCUGCCAAUAAGGAGCCCCUGCUGUAGCUAUCUGCCCUGAAAAAUGCUGGAGGCUGGGCAAGGCCCAAGGCCAGGGAACCAGUUUUUCCUGUUUGCCCGAAGAACUCCCUGCAGCCCGUCCAGGCAUGUGCAUUCAUGAGUGAGGAACCUGAGCAGCCUCUGAGCAUCCUGAAGGGCGAUGGAAGUGAGCCUGGACCUGUGGAAUGACACCAUCAAUGGCACCUGGGACGGGGAUGAGCUGGGCUACAAGUGCCGCUUCAACGAGGACUUCAAAUACGUGCUGCUGCCUGUGUCCUACGGCGUGGUGUGCGUGCUCGGACUGUGUCUGAACGUCGUGGCGCUGUACAUCUUCCUGUGCCGCCUCAAGACCUGGAACGCCUCCACCACGUACAUGUUCCACCUGGCUGUGUCUGACGCACUAUAUGCGGCCUCCCUACCGCUGCUGGUUUAUUACUACGCCCGCGGAGAUCACUGGCCCUUCAGCACAGUGCUCUGCAAGCUGGUGCGCUUCCUCUUCUACACCAACCUCUACUGCAGCAUCCUCUUCCUCACCUGCAUCAGCAUUCACCGGUGCUUGGGGGUACUGCGCCCUCUGCGCUCCCUGCGCUGGGGCCGGGCCCGCUAUGCCCGCCGGGUGGCCGCAGCUGUGUGGGUGUUGGUGCUGGCCUGCCAGGCACCAGUGCUCUACUUUGUCACCACCAGCGCACGUGGGGGCCGCAUCACCUGCCAUGACACCUCGGCACCUGAGCUCUUUGGUCACUUUGUGGCCUACAGCUCGGUCAUGCUGGGUCUGCUUUUCGCCGUGCCCUUUGCCAUCAUCCUGGUCUGUUACGUGCUCAUGGCACGGCGCCUACUCCAGCCAGCUUAUGGGACCACAGGAGGCCUGCCGCGGGCCAAGCGCAAGUCGGUGCGCACCAUUGCCCUGGUGCUGGCUGUCUUCGCCCUCUGUUUCCUGCCUUUCCACGUCACCCGCACCCUCUACUACUCCUUCCGCUCACUUGACCUCAGUUGCCACACCCUUGAUGCCAUCAACAUGGCAUACAAGAUCACCCGGCCGCUGGCCAGUGCCAACAGUUGCCUUGACCCUGUGCUCUACUUCCUGGCUGGACAGAGGCUUGUCCGCUUUGCCCGAGAUGCCAAGCCACCCUCAGACCCCACCCCUACCACCCAGGCUCGGCGCAGGCUGGGCCUGCACAGGUCCGACAGAACUGAUACCAAGAGGACAGAUUUGUCAGCCAGCAGUGGGAACUCCAGGCAGACAGAGUCCACACUAGCUGGGAGCGAGAACACUAAAGACAUCCGGCUCUAGGAUUUGAGCCCUCAGGCCUGUGCAAGUUUAUAAGGGGGGAGCUGUAGGGGACAAGGGCUUGUUCAAAUGCGAUGGUGUCCCCAGAAAUGGACCAUCAUGAUUGUCACUUGGCAGGGGCUCAGGAUACUCUGCUUAUGGUCCAGAGUCAGCAGCCCCAUACCCGACAGCCAUCAUUUGUAUGUGUCAGUUGGGGAAUAAGGUUUUCAAAAAAGGCAUACGUUUAGGGCCAAUGCCACCUGACACCCAUGCAGAUAGCUGGUUGAUCCUGCCAAGGUAUCUAGACUGGAGUCCAGCCUGAUGAAGUCAAAUGGAGAAGGCCGGAGAGGAAGAAGAUGUACUAGGGACAAAUAGCAAUCUGGACCUGAGCUAGCUACAGUGGAGCAAAGUCACAGGUUAACCAGAGGGGCCUGGUAAGUAGUUAGGGCCAAGCUCCCAUAGCAGUCUGGGGUGGGACUGGGUGCUUAGUGAACUCAGCUUAGAGGAGUACUCCCAGCCCAAGAGAUGAACAUUUGGGAACUGAUGUGAUAAACCCAUCUGGAGGCUCCCAGCCUAUAGCCUACUCUUUGAGGCUGUAACUGAAACUAAAGAUUGUGCUACCUGUUGAGCUGUGCUUUGUUGUAUGGUCAGAGGAUGGGGACACAGCCUAGGAUGUUUUUAACACCCACUUAAAGGCCUUUAUCCAGCCUGUUCUCUUCUGCCACCUGCCAUCCCACUGACUGCUUCAGGGAAGUCUCACAUCAGGGAUUCCCUCUCCAGACCUCAGGUCCUCUCUCACUUUAAGCCAGUUGGCUUCUGUGGCAAGAGUCAGGUGGAGUCCCAGUCCUUGGAGUUCACCAGUUUAAGCAACAACCAGUCAUAUGCUGGUUAAUGUUAAACCAUUUAAGUGGAUCUCUGGCAGCAGGGAAUCCCUUAUUUCUAGCAUUGCAAUAGUGCAAAUAUUCCUACCAUGACCAAUUUCGAAUUACUGAAGCAAUGGAACCUCUUGACAAAAUUCCUGAAAAUUUGACUGUUGACUCUUGCAAGCAGGUACCAGUUGUUGCUCCAGCAUACCAUGGGAUGAUGCUGAGUGGUUGGGGCUGUAGGCCAGCAGGUCAGGGAAGGCUGGA
Molecule: messenger RNA, 2858 nt
Organism: Sciurus carolinensis (gray squirrel)
Lineage: Eukaryota; Metazoa; Chordata; Mammalia; Rodentia; Sciuridae
Gene: P2ry2
Product: purinergic receptor P2Y2
Exons: 4
Coding region: 622-1752 (376 amino acids)
Biological process (GO): blood vessel diameter maintenance; phospholipase C-activating G protein-coupled receptor signaling pathway; positive regulation of mucus secretion
Cellular component (GO): plasma membrane
Molecular function (GO): G protein-coupled purinergic nucleotide receptor activity; A1 adenosine receptor binding; G protein-coupled UTP receptor activity
Source: RefSeq, a predicted model, not a curated record